AUGGAGUUUCGUCCCCCGGUUGGACUACUCAUCCCUAGACGCGGGUUAGUGUUCGAAAAUCCUGCGUACCAGCCAACAAUCCCCUGGUUGGAUUGUUUUCCCCGGGGAGACUCGGCCAAAAUUUUGGUAGGAUGUCUUGGGUUUUUUAGUAAGUGGGCCCGGCAUCGGUGUGAUGUCGGCACCAAGACGAGGUCCGCCCCGGUUUCAGGGGAAAUUCUGGGGCGGGUCCUGUCAAGUGCUUUAAAUUUUGUUGAGAACACAAAAAUGCAACUUGAAGAUAUGAGGGAAAAUGGUUGGGAUGAUUUUUUCAUGAGUGUGGUAUCAUUUUGUGAACUACAUUGUGUUGAUGUUCUUGAUAUGGGUGGUCGUUAUAUAAUGGAUUGUAUGAUGAGAGAGUUAAAUGUUAGAUUUCCUGAGCAAACAGUUGAACUUCUUACUCUUAACUCAGCAUUGGAUCUGCGUAAUUCUUUCAUGUCAUUCAAUAUUGAGCAUAUAUGUAAACUUGCUCAGAAAUUCUAUCCUGCUGAUUUCCUUCCUCAUGAGUUGAAAGCUUUAGAAGUUGGUUCGGUUGGUGUUGACUCUUCCUGUUUCUACAGCAACAACGGAACGAGCUUUCUCCUAGAGUUUGCCAAUGCUAUUGACAAUGCAUCUAUAAUUGACGAAUUUAAGAGUUCUAAGCCUCAUCUAGAUGCAUUUGAGGGUAAGGCUCAUUACGUCCCCCCUGACUAG
Prunus armeniaca (apricot) is the source of this 729-nucleotide messenger RNA. NCBI's taxonomy places the organism in Eukaryota, Viridiplantae, Streptophyta, Magnoliopsida, Rosales, Rosaceae. The record is from the annotation of a GenBank genome assembly.